Molecule: messenger RNA, 3360 nt
Organism: Asterias rubens (European starfish)
Lineage: Eukaryota; Metazoa; Echinodermata; Asteroidea; Forcipulatida; Asteriidae
Product: nucleoporin NDC1-like
Exons: 14
Coding region: 86-2086 (666 amino acids)
Biological process (GO): nuclear pore organization
Cellular component (GO): nuclear pore transmembrane ring
Molecular function (GO): protein-macromolecule adaptor activity
Source: RefSeq, a predicted model, not a curated record
CCACUUUAUUACCGCGACUUUUGAAAUGCAGAAGUUAGAGACUGGCAACAAAAGCGAGUUUUAGUAAACCUUGGUUCGAAAGAAAAUGGCGAGAAUAGUAACAAGUCACCAUUGGUAUAUGAGAGACGUGUUUCGAUGGAGGACUGGAGCAAGUCUAGCCUGGUCCCUCAUACUUCUUCCUUUUACAACAAUCUUGUACAUCGUUCUUGUUAAAAUCGAUGUCUUUCAUCCAUACACAUGGUUACUUGAUUGGCUCGGCACAGCUUUGUCUGUCUCAGGCUUUGGUUACAUCAUCUUGAUUGCCAUCCUGACAACAGUUGUUGCCAUCGGUAACGUCAACUGCUACACAGUUGUCCCUACUGUCCACAUCAAUCGCCUGUCGAUCAUCUGGGGUUUGGUCAAGCCACCAAGCCUCCUCCACAUGGCAUGCCACACCCUGGCUGGAGUCCUGAUGGCCUGCUGCUGGGCAGCGCUGAUUGGCACGUCAUACAGCAACCUGACAGUGACAGCCAACAAGGGCGCUACGCUGUGUCUGAAUGACCGUCAUCUGUUUCUGGUGUUGCAUGGUGCAUUCAUGGGUUUUCUGUACUCAGUUUCUUACAUUCAGCAGCAGGAUCGAUAUAUGGACUUCCCAGUUAUACAACAGUUGAAAUUCUUCCAAGUGAAGACGUACAUGUGGUGCAGCCUGCAGAACAAUGCAAUUCGUUCAUUGAGAGCCAGUGGAUAUUUUUACAUUCUCUUUUAUCUGUUCGGAUCCAUACCCAAGACUUGGUUACAAUCCAACUUGAAUCUUGAAGAGACCCCUGUACCUCUCAACUCCAUUUCUGGACUUCUAGACGUCUCCCUCGUGUGGAUUGUCCUGUGGACCGGUGUCGUCACAACUCACCUUUGGGGAGUGUCACUGUUUCUAUUUAAGAUCUUCAAUACAGAGGUUUACCAAUUCCCCAUCGAGGCGGCCUUUGUCAGCCAAGAAGAGCGCUGUCUCCACAAGGCGCUGUCUGAAAGACACAACCUCUUGGUUAAAUACUUGGCUUAUCAGGACCUGAGCUCACUGGCUGAGCAUCGUCGGGAUCGAAGAGCGGAUGUAUUUGCCCUUAGCCAGCCAGGUGGUCAUCCACACAACUGGAUCAGUAUCUGUGGAGCAUGCCUGUCACUCAUUGAGUCUCUGACUCAAAGACUCACCUCUCACCAAGAGUGGAUUGCCAACGGCCUUGCCCAGAAGAAGAGAAGUCAGGAUACUACUCCUAGUGAGCCUGGAGGGCAGCAGUCAUCCAAUGGGAGUAUAGCAGAAGGGUCUAAGGUUGCUGGCGGACAUUCAAACCAAGAUGCAUCAAACUUUUGGUACACCCCAAGAGAGCCUCGUGGUCCUCACCUUCGUAGCUCCGUAGCUUCCCCAAUAACCCCUGGGGCACCUAUGUAUGACCACGGGUACAACACCGUUCUACAAACACCACAGAUUACUAGUCUGGAUGGACUCCAAGACAUUGGAACCCCAGGGGUAGAGAGCACACGAUAUGCCACCCCUGGGUCUGGUUACGGACCCCUUGCAAGACCAUCUAUUCACAGAGACCAAAUAAAGCGUUCAUCACCCUCUGGAGACCAUCGCGGUCGUGCUAUGUUACCAUGGCAGCAUAGACUAGACAGCCUAAGAAAGUGGCGUCUGGGUGCCUAUCUAUUGAACCCUCUACCUGAAGCCAUGAGCCAGGCUUUGUUUACCGAUGUCCAGCUACAUAUCUGGGCUCUUGAAGCCUUGUCAUCGUUGGUGACAGCAUCUUACCAGGAGGAUACCUAUGGUGUGGUUCAAGGCAAACUACCAGAAAUCCUUGUUUGUAUGCUGGCUGUGCAGAAUGCUUUAGAGAAACAUUUCAAGUUACCCACGUCCCUGCCUAAGAGAAACCCAAGUGAUUUCAGACCCAUGAGAUCCGGCCCAAUACAUCCCAAUGACAGACUACGCUUUGACCUCAGGUCAACUGUGAUGACAUCCCUGUAUCGUGUUGUGGCAGCCUUCGGCCCUCAUUUGAAAAAUAUUGCGAUGGCACCUGAGUACAAGCGUAAACUUGGCCAUCUGAUGGAUUACAAACAAUGAGAUUUUAUUGAUGACCUAUGGAUGACAGUGAACCUUCAAGUGCCUUGUGAAUAGAACAUCCAGGAGGUACGAUUUCCAAAAAUAAGUUCUAUACUUCCUACUUCCUAACCAGACAUCCUUGUGUGCUGGCUGUGCAGAAUGUGAGUAACUAUCUGGAUUUGUCCGUAAAAUUUGUUAGCUACAAACUAUUUUGGGGUCUGAAAUUUCCACUGGGCCGCCGGUCUGAGCCCAGUAAGUGAGGCAUUGACAUGCAGGAUGGAUAUUCUUUCUAGGGAUUUUAGAUUUGUUUGGUACUCAAUAGUAUGUUCGUAAGUUGUCAUGGAGGGCAUUUUACCAUGGGUCCCAAAUGGAUUUAAUUUUGUCGUUCUUAAGAAAAAGUCAAAUGGGAGCAUGGCUUUAAACACUUUAAAAUCGAUUCUUGCAUAAAUCAUUUCUCAGAUUCAAACUUUUGGGGAUGAAAAUUUAUUACUUCACAGGGACUCUAUUUCUAAAAGCUGUAGUGCUUCUCAACAAGAAAGUUAAGGGGUUGUGUACUGACUGCACAUGACACUAUCCAUUUCCUCUAAAUGGUUUCAGGGGCUUAACCUAAUUUGUAAAUAACUGUAAUAUUUGUUGAAAAGCUAGAUGUGUAUAAAAAUGUGGUGCUGGACCCCAGGAAUCUGUGACAUUAUUUCACUUUUGAGAAAUCCUAAAAUGUAUCUUAAACAAUAAGAAUUAACAUGAUAGCCCUUUAAAGACACACCAAGGAAAUGUUACUUUAGUUUUGUUUCAAUAAAACAACAAAGUGAUUUUUUGUCUUGUCAGGAAUUUUGUGGAUUUUUUAUUAUUAUUUUUUCCCCCCACUUUCAGACCAAAAUCUACACUACCAUUCAUAGAGUAGUACGAUCACUUUAACUAAUACAUAAUAAGUAAGAGCCAAAUAAACAAUCAAGGAACAGUGAGUCUACCAACUGGCAGGCAUGGUACUGGUAUCUGGUAUAAACUUUAGAAUCAGUGAGUUUUCAGAUGGAAAUGUUUCUCUGGAAUAUUGGUACUGGUAUGAACUUUAGAAUCAGUGAGUUUUCAGAUGGAAAUGUUUCUCUGGAAUAUUGGUACUGGUAUGAACUUUAGAAUCAGUGAGUUUUCAGAUGGAAUUAUUUCUCUGGAGGAUUGGUACUGGUAUGAACUUUAGAAUCAGUGAGUUUUCAGAUGGAAAUGUUUCUCUUGAAUACUGGUACUGGUAUGAACUUUAGAAUCAGUCAGCUUUCAGAUGGAAUUAUUUCUCUGGAAUACUG